AUGGACAGUAAACUCGCUCGGCUGGAUUCCAUUCAAACUAGUGUAAACAAUAUAAAUACACGGAUCCAGAGCAUGGAGACAAAGAUCAAUGCUCUCGAGAGUAAUGUGUGUGACAUUGAGAGGAGCCGCGAGUUUGAUAGCCAAACAUUGUCGGAAAUAAACAAACAGCACAAAGACUUAGAUAGUUACAUUCAAAAAGUAAAAAAGUUUGAAAGUGAGCGCAAUGCCAGUGAAACAGCUCUAAAAGCAGAAAUCCAGGACCUCAGAUGCCGCAGUAUGCGUGACAAUUUACUGUUUCAUAAAUUAUCAGAGGAAAAGGACGAAAACUGUGAGGAAAAAAUAUUACAAUUCAUACAAGAAAAACUAAAAACAGAAAAUGCCUCUCAACAAAUACGUUUGCAGCGGGCGCACCGGAUAGGUCCCUACAAUCCCGAAAAAACUCGACCGAUUGUGGCCAAGUUCGCCAACUUCCCCGACCGCGAGAAGGUACGCCGUGCGGCGAAAGAGCUGAAAGGCACAAUCUACGGUAUUUCUGAACAAUUUCCAAGAGAGGUAGUCGAGCAACGCCGGAAACUGAUACCCAUCAUGCUCCAGGCCCGGAAGGAUGGAAAGGAAGCCUACAUUAAGGUCGAUAAAUUGUUUAUUAACCACCAGCUUUACCGUGGACCGUGUUAG
Messenger RNA from Mya arenaria, 675 nucleotides. RefSeq lists its product as uncharacterized. The transcript has a single exon. Bases 1 to 675 code for a protein of 224 amino acids. The record is from RefSeq and is a predicted model, not a curated record. NCBI's taxonomy places the organism in Eukaryota, Metazoa, Mollusca, Bivalvia, Myida, Myidae.